AUGGAUGUUGUGAUGAAAGAAACAUUUCCAUGGCGAGCAGUUGCUGACACUUAUGACAAAUGGUUUAUGCUGAACAAUCAACAAAAGUGGGGCUUAAUGACUGACUUUAUAGCUUUGUUUAGUGUGUAUCACUUACCCGAUACGAAAAGGUUUACUGAAGAAGAAGAGGUGGUCUUAGUAUCGGAUGAAUCAGCAUUUUCUCUCAAGCUUAUUUGCAGUCGUGUAGAAGAAGUUACGAAGAGUACGGCAAAAGCACCUUCUGCAAUGAAAAUUACUGGGAAAUUACACCAACUUUACAAACAGUUUCGGCUUCAUCCAAGCCUAUCAUCGUUGACUUGGCGACAAUCUCAUGGGAAAAACCAUCAAGGAGAUACAAUCGGAUAUUACGACAGCAAUAGCCUACUGGAUGAAUUAGCUUUACGCUUGGCGUUCCAAGUAUUUGCAUCGCUAAAGCGGCAGCUUGUGUUGUCUAGCCUUAGUUGUAUGGUUCACUGUACAGGUAUCGAGAUCUUUCGCCUUGUUGGAUUUCGAUAG
Molecule: messenger RNA, 534 nt
Organism: Plasmopara halstedii
Lineage: Eukaryota; Oomycota; Peronosporomycetes; Peronosporales; Peronosporaceae
Product: Piezo family
Exons: 3
Coding region: 1-534 (177 amino acids)
Source: RefSeq, a predicted model, not a curated record